Amphiprion ocellaris (clown anemonefish) is the source of this 6240-nucleotide messenger RNA. It is a transcript of the gene slc4a2b, whose product is annotated as solute carrier family 4 member 2b. The transcript is spliced from 26 exons. Gene Ontology annotation, biological process: regulation of intracellular pH; monoatomic anion transport; bicarbonate transport. NCBI's taxonomy places the organism in Eukaryota, Metazoa, Chordata, Actinopteri, Pomacentridae. Gene Ontology annotation, cellular component: basolateral plasma membrane; plasma membrane; apical plasma membrane. The record is from RefSeq and is a predicted model, not a curated record. Gene Ontology annotation, molecular function: solute:inorganic anion antiporter activity; monoatomic anion transmembrane transporter activity. Bases 471 to 4229 code for a protein of 1252 amino acids.
ACGUCUGCAUGCUGAGAGGCUCAGGAGGUGGCUGGGUGACUUCUAAACUGCAGAGCCGUUUCAGGCUAAAGCUCAGAGGCAACAGCUAUCGACAUAAACCAAAUCCCAGGGCAGCUGUCAGAGGUAUACAGCUGCAUUGAGGUCGGUGUGACCGGGCCUGCACAGGAGAUUUGUCUGGAUGAGAGCACUCUGAGCAGGUUUUUGCCAAACAUUUGCGCCAAGACCUUCAAUCUGGUUCAACAAAGUAAAGAAAGAAGACGGCGCUUCUAUUCUGUGCAGCACCGGGUCUCUCUUCACGGCAGAGUUCAGAAUUGCACUACAAUGUCUACGGUGGCUUCUCUGCAGUAAGCACACAAAGGUUAUGCUGCCCAAAAGCUGUCUGAGUCCCAGUGAGAAAGAGAAGGGCUAAAGCCGCACCAGUCCAAACCAGCUUCCCAGCGCCUCUCCAGCAGCGACUCCACUGCAGAGCCAUGAGCAACCCCAGCGCUCCCAGCCAGAUCACUGACGCCGUGGCAUCGGUUAUUCACGGACCAGAGGCUCCUGCUUCAUCACUACAUGGGUCUCCGCGCCCAGAAGACGAGGACGAUGGAGACCUGAACAAGGCCUUGGGUGUCCAGCGUUUCCAGCAGAUCCUCAGCCCGGCUGCUGUCGUACCUGAGGAGCAGCUCCACACCUACCAUGAGGAGGACAUUGAAUACCACCGUCACUCGUCUCACCACAUCCACCGGCCUCUGUCCAAACUGCCCCUCGAGGGACGCAGGAAGAAGAGCAGUAAGAAAAGGAAGAAGGACAAAGAUCACAAAAGCAGCCAUGCUCCCAGCAGUGGCCCCAUAGAGGAGGGAGAGGAUGAGGAGGAUGAGGAGGAAGAUGUUACAGAGCCCAAUUCUGCUGCGUCUGAAUCAGAGAAAGUCAAAGAUGUGGAGUUUUUUGUUUCCGAUGAAGACCCUGCAGCCAAACGUGACAAAGAGAGUCCACACUCAGCCCGAGAGCUGGACAUUGUACCACAGUCUGGUGUGGGAGCAGAUACCGAAGAUGCAUCUUCCACAGAUAAACCGGGCAGUUCCAGCCCGGCUCCUCAGUCAGUCCCACCUGAACACCCACCGCUGGGCCGGGUUUCUUCCGCCAGCCGCAGCUACGACCUGCAAGAGCGCCGGCGAACAGGCAACAUGACUGGAGCUGAGCAGGCCAAGUACCAACGCAUCCCCACUGAUGAGAGCGAAGCCCAGACGUUGGCCUCCGCUGACCUGGACGGCAUCAAAAGUCAUCGUUUUGAAGAUGUUCCUGGUAUGCGUAGACACCUGGUCAGAAAGAGCACCAAAGGACAGGUGGUGCACAUCGGCAAAGACCACAAAGAGCCGACCACUCGCAGCCGUAAGCAGGACCGGACCCCACAUGAGCCGUUACCGGUGGUUCUGUACCGCUCUGCCUCGCGGCCAGAAGGCUUCCUGCUGGACAUGGACUCUGGUCAAAUGGUUGGGUACCAGAAGGUGUUUGUGGAGCUGAACGAGCUGACGAUGGACAAGAACCAGGAGAUGCAGUGGAAGGAAACGGCUCGUUGGAUCAAGUUUGAGGAGGAUGUAGAGGAGGAGACGGAUCGCUGGGGGAAACCUCAUGUUGCUUCGCUGUCCUUCCGUAGCUUGCUGGAGCUCAGAAAGACCAUCUCCCAUGGUGCUGUGCUGCUGGAUCUGGACCAGAAGACCCUGCCUGGCAUCGCCCACCAGGUGGUGGAGCAGAUGAUCAUUUCUGACCAGAUCAAAGCCGAGGACCGAGCCAAUGUCCUGAGAGCCCUACUGCUGAAACACAGUCACCCGAACGAUGAGAAGGAGCACACUAGCCAUUUCCCCAGGAACAUCUCUGCAGCCAGCCUCGGCAGCCUGAUCUCGCACCACCACAACGCCAACCACAACCACCAGCCGGAACCGUCUGUGACCGACCCCCUGAUGGGCGCCGUUCACUCCAUGAUGGACACGGACACACGCAUCAGCAUAGAGAAGAGCGAGAUGCAGCAGAAGGAGCCGAGCGUGGGGCCUGGCAUGCAUCGGUCCAAGUCCAAACAUGAGCUGAAGCUUCUGGAGAAGAUUCCUGAAAAUGCCCAGGCCACAGUGGUCCUUGUGGGCAGCGUGGACUUCCUGGAGCAGCCCACCAUGGCGUUUGUGCGGCUGCUGGAGGCGGUGGAGCUGGAGUCCGUCCUGGAAGUUCCGGUGCCGGUCAAGUUCCUCUUUGUUCUGCUGGGACCUCCCACCACCAGCAUGGACUACCACCAGAUAGGACGCUCCAUCUCCACCCUCAUGUCUGACAAGCAAUUCCACGAGGCGGCCUAUAUGGCAGACGACAGACAGGACCUACUGAACGCCAUCAACAGCUUCCUGGACUGCAGCAUCGUGCUGCCGCCUUCAGAGAUGGGAGACGACGAGCUGCUGCGCUCCGUCGCUCGCUUCCAGAGCGAGAUGCUGCGCAAGAGGGAGGAACAAGGAGUGAAAGCAGCCAAAGAGCCAAAAAGCUUUGAGGAAAAAGAGGCCCAACUCACACCUCUGAAAAAGUCAGACGACCCCUUACAGCGAAGUGGACGCCCCUUCGGCGGGCUGAUACGAGACGUGCGGCGGCGUUACCCGAAGUACAUCAGCGACUUCAAGGACGCCCUGAACAGCCAGUGCAUGGCUGCUGUCAUCUUCAUCUACUUCGCCGCUCUCUCUCCGGCCAUAACGUUCGGAGGUCUGCUGGGUGAGAAGACGGAAGGUCUGAUUGGAGUUUCUGAGCUGAUUGUGUCGACGGCAGUGCAGGGUGUAGUGUUCUGUUUGCUCGGAGCUCAACCGCUGCUGGUCGUGGGGUUCUCUGGACCUCUACUGGUCUUUGAAGAAGCCUUUUACAGUUUCUGCAAAGCGAACGGCAUAGAGUACCUGACGGGUCGCGUCUGGAUUGGCUUUUGGCUCAUCAUCAUCGUGAUCGUCACCGUGGCCUUCGAAGGCAGCUUCCUGGUGCGCUUCGUCUCCCGCUUCACCCAGGAAAUCUUCUCCUUCCUCAUCUCCCUCAUCUUCAUCUGCGAGACCUUCAUCAAGCUUGGCAGGAUUUUCAAGGAGCACCCACUGAAACGCUGCUCCCUCUCCAACGGCACCGAAGACGGCCCCUCGACAGAAAACAUCACCCUCAUGCUGAGCAACAGCUCGCUGCCUGUGAUGGUGAAGGUCCAGGGGGAGCCCAACACCGCACUGCUCUCUCUGGUUCUCAUGGCUGGAACUUUUUUCAUCGCUUUCUACCUGCGCAAGUUCAAGAACAGUGCCUUCUUCCCCGGCAGGUUCCGCAGGAUCAUCGGAGAUUUUGGGGUUCCCAUUGCGAUCCUCAUCAUGGUUCUGAUCGAUUACUUCAUAGAAGACACAUACACGCAGAAACUGAGCGUUCCCAGCGGAUUCUCCGUGACGAGUCCUCAGAAACGUGGCUGGUUCAUCAGUCCUCUGGGCACCAACGAUCCGUUCCCCAUCUGGAUGAUGUUUGCCUGCUGUCUGCCUGCUCUGCUGGUCUUCAUCCUCAUCUUCAUGGAGACUCAGAUCACCACCCUCAUCGUCAGUAAGAAGGAGCGGAUGCUGGUGAAAGGUUCUGGUUUCCACCUGGACCUGCUGCUCAUCGUGGUUCUGGGCGGAAGCUCGGCUCUGUUCGGCCUUCCGUGGAUGGCCGCCGCCACCGUUCGCUCGGUGACCCACGUCAACGCCCUCACCGUCAUGAGUAAAGCCGUCGCCCCCGGAGACAAGCCUCGCAUCCAGGAAGUGAAGGAGCAGCGGGUCACCGGGCUCCUGGUCGCCAUCCUGGUUGGCCUGUCCAUCGUGAUCGGCGACCUGCUGCGUCAGAUCCCGCUGGCCGUUCUGUUCGGCAUCUUCCUCUACAUGGGUGUGAUGUCGCUCAACGGCAUCCAGCUGACGGAGCGGAUGAUGCUGCUCCUCAUGCCGCCAAAGUACCACCCCGACCACACCUACGUCCGCAAGGUCCGUACGCUGCGCAUGCAUCUCUUCACCUGCAUCCAGGUGGUGUGUUUGGCCGUUCUGUGGGCCGUCAUGUCCACCCAGGCGUCUCUGGCGUUCCCCUUCGUCCUCAUCCUCACCGUCCCCGUCAAGAUGUUGGUGCUGCCGCGCAUCUUCUCCGGCAGAGAGAUGGCUUGUCUGGAUGCUGAUGACGCAGAGCCGAAGCUGGACGAGCGUGACGGUCACGAUGAGUACUCUGAGAUGCACAUGCCUGUUUAACCAGCAACAAGCCCUCGUUUUACCACUUAAAUCCUCUUAGCGGACACCAAAAUCUGUCAGUCACAACCAAUGAGAGUUCUGCGACGGACUCCUUUCAAACUUGAAACACUCACAGGAAAAAAAAAAAUCUGUGCACCGCCGGAGGUCUGGUUGCUUUUGAUCACUAUUUAAGUAGCUUUUCUGCCGCUUAAAUGCAGUUUUGUUGCUCAAAAACACGAACCGAGAGGUUUUUUUAGCAUUUGCUUAAACAUAAAGUGCUUUUUUUAAAAAAAACAUCUGAUUUGGGGGACAAGAGAUUCCAAAUCAAACGAUGCGAUCUCGAGCUCAGAAUUAUUAACCGUAGCUAGAUUUGCAAGACUGAUUAAUUUUUAGCCUUGAAAAGUUGCUCUGAUUCACAUUGAAUAUGUGGAGGAUAUAUAGGAUACAUUCCUUUAUAUUAACAAGCUGAACUAUUGCUAUUCAAGUUAUUUUUUCACAUUUUAGCCUCACCAAGCGCCUUAUGAAGGAAAUAAAAAGGUAUAUUGAGCGGUGUUUUUAUUAUUUUUCCUCAUUCUGUCUUAUUUUAGACAGCUGAUCACUUUACCUGAAACGCGAAGCUCGUAGCACUUUUAUAAGAUACCAAAUCUGAACAAUGACUGUAUUAUAAGUAAUCGUUUUAUCCUCUUAGCGUUGCCUUAGGUCGCUUCUUAAAUGAUCUAUGAUUGAUUUUUAGCCUGUCCUUCUUUAACCAUUAAUUUUUUGUACUCAAACGCAGAUAAUAGUUGAGCUUUUUGUGUCGCAUUGUGUACCUGCAAUGAACUAAGAUAACCAGCAGAGGGAGAUGUUGCAGGACGGUUAUGUUAAUGUACCAAAAAAAACACAUAGAAAUGCAAUUUGUCGUUACACUAAUGCCAUAACAUGUUGCUUCUCUUCAUACGAACACUUUUAUUUUGUAGAAAAUAAGACAGUGGCAUAUUGAAUAUACUCUAAAUGUCUCCACGCUAAUGUUUAGGGCACUAAAGUACUAAUGUAGUUUAUUCUGAGGUCUCACUUGGUGUGUUUGGUUUAUGGGAAUUGCUGUAAUUUAUUAGGUUCUUUGUUCAAGUGCCAAAUGUCUCGUGUAAAUAGUUUCAUGAUCAGAACAAUAAGCUGCAGUUCAGUCAUCUCAUAUCUCCUAACUGCUGUUUAUGAAGGAGCCUAAAUUGACACAUUUUCAUACUGCAAGUUUUUUAUUUUAAUCAUUAUUUUUUUUGGCAUUGACUAAUUUAAACAUUUCGCUCACACUUGUGUCAACUCGGUCGACCAAAAUUCCACACAAUCUGUGUAGACAAUCUCAAUAUUCACGCAUUGCUGAGAGGGAAGGCUUUUAUAUGUUCUUUUUUUUAGUUUUAUGUCAUGUUGCAUCAGUGUGACAUGGAUUGGUUAAAGCUUUGACUGUGUCAAAUAUCUUAAAUUUCUCGGUCCUCUGUUACUCUCACGGAUGCAUUUCAGACACUACUUUUCCGAUUACAGCCUGAAAAUGACUGAUCUUGUGCCUGUUUGGUGUCACAAAGUUGCACGAUAUCUAAGUGCCUGUGGGACCACGAAGUGAUCAGCUACAAGUGUCUUCUGUGUUUGUAAGGACGGCACACGUUGCAAUAGUUUGCACUUUUGAGACACUCAUAAAUCAGACAUCUCUAUUAUUUAUCUGUUGCAAUAUCUGGCAUCGUUCCUGUUUAUGAAGACUUAUUUGGGGGCGUCUCCCUUGUUUUUAGAUGUUCAAACACACACGGCUUCACCUUGGCCACGACAAUGAAGGAGAUAUUUAUAAGAAGUGGGCAGUGGAGUUCAGUAUUUGUCUUGUGUCUGCUUAUUGUGCCUGUGAAAGACGUGAAGGUUAGACUGUGUCUGUCCACAAAUCUGUCGGUCAUGAAAUGCUGAUAAAACGUGAUCCAUUUCAAAAGCAAUACAAAGCCUGAGAGGCUGUUGCUGAUGUUCCCUUGUACAAUAAUGGUUCAAAUAUUGAUGACAAAUAAAAGAUAUUUUCUAUUUA